Messenger RNA from Podospora pseudopauciseta, 3363 nucleotides. RefSeq lists its product as uncharacterized. The transcript has a single exon. The record is from RefSeq and is a predicted model, not a curated record. Gene Ontology annotation, cellular component: cytoplasm. Gene Ontology annotation, biological process: cholesterol biosynthetic process. Gene Ontology annotation, molecular function: phosphomevalonate kinase activity; oxidoreductase activity; FAD binding. NCBI's taxonomy places the organism in Eukaryota, Fungi, Ascomycota, Sordariomycetes, Sordariales, Podosporaceae. Bases 1 to 3363 code for a protein of 1120 amino acids.
AUGGCAACUCUCGAUACCCUCAAAAAGGCCCUCGUGAAGAAGGCAGCCGUGACCACCACGGCAAAGCAGUCAUUGUCCGACGAUCAAUACAGUGCCGGUUUUGACUUUUUCUUGAAGGAUACGGCAUGGAAGACUUAUCAGGACUUCAUCAUACCUCAGCUAUCGCAGCUUUUGAGUCCGCUCUUCCAAUCCCGCCUUCGCAUAUCUGUGCUGGAAAUUGGACCUGGCCCAAAGAGCGUGCUUGGACACUUGCCCGACGACCAAAGACAAAAGAUCACAAAAUACGAUGCUUUUGAGCCGAAUAAGCUGUUUGCUUCUAGAUUGGAAGAAUGGCUUCGAUUCAAACCCUUCCCAAAUCUGGAACACGCCGCCAGCCUCGACCGUUCUGCUUUCACUUCGCGUGUCGAUGUGUACAAGACUCCCGGUUCCCAGGAGCAAAGAUUCGAUGUCAUCCUCUUCUGCCACAGCAUGUACGGCAUGAAGCGGAAACAUGAGUUCAUCAACAAAGCCGUGAACAUGCUUCCUGACCGGCCGGGAGGUGGGAUGGUUGUGGUGUUUCAUCGUGACAGCCUUCAAAUCGAAAAUAUGGCCGCUGAUCGAACCUUGACCUUCCCCACAGGUGUGGUAAGCGUGCCAGACACCGACGAUGAUCUCGACUCUUUUGCACAAUUCAUCGCUGCGUCAGCUUCACAUGAUGAUUCCCUUCGAGCUUCCUGGCGAGAAGUUUGUCGUGGGCUGGGAGUUCGCGACACUGUACACUCAGGAAGGAUAUCUUUCAGCACACCUGAAAUCAUGACCGUCUUCACUCGAGAUCUGGGCUAUAGCGGGUACUUGACGCUAGUGCAGGAGAUGAGGGCAGUGAAGAACAGACAGGCUGGCCGACGCCAUCCCAGGGGAAUUAAACAGCCUAAGAAUAUCGAAUCUAUUCAACAAUGCGUGAAUUGGGCACUCAAGAAGAGGACGGGUUUGACUGUUUUGGGUGGCGGUCAUAGCGGUCAUUGUCUCUGGUAUGGCAUCACGGCGAUUGAUAUGGGGAUCCUGAAGAAUGUGUAUGUGGUCACAGCUGGGAAUACCAUGUCAAGUUCCCUGAUCGUCGCUGAGUCGGGUUGCAGCACUGGAGAUAUCAUCCGGAGAUGUGUUGCAGACGGUCUCACGGUACCUCUUGGGGCGCGACCCAGCGUGGGGGCAGGGCUUUGGCUACAAGGCGGUAUCGGCCAUCUGUCUCGGCUCUAUGGACUGGCGUGUGAUGCAAUUGUCGGUGCGGUAGUGGUCAGUGUCGAUUCCGGGAAGGUUCUCAGCGUUGGUCAUGUUCCCGAUCAGCAUCGACCUACCCAUGCAGUGCAGGUGGAUGGCAAAGAUUUGCUAUGGGCUAUCAAAGGUGCUGGGACCAACUUUGGCAUUGUCGCCAGUGUCACUUUCAAGGCCUGUCCAGCUCCAACAUAUACUGUGCGGAGCUGGGUCCUUUCAUUCAACGACUUGGUUUCAGCCAGGGCCAAGCUGAGGGAGUUUGACAACCUCUUUGCCAGAACCCUGCCUAGGAGCUGCUCAGCGGACGCCUAUCUUUUUUGGAAUCAAGACCGGUUGCAUCUUGGCGUAACAAUGUUCGAGACCUCCACUGCCACUAGUUGCGUCCCAUUGAUCGCUUUGACGAGGGCUUACACGAUUUUCGGACCGGAGAGAGGCAUUCAGACUGUGGACAGCAUGGGUGUGUUCGAUACUGAGAUGUACAUGUCGGAGAUGCACGGUGGUCAUGGGGGUGGCAAGACGUCCUCUUUCAAGCGAUGUUUGUUCUUGAAGAAUAUUGGAGAGGAUACUAUCACCACCAUCUUGUUGAAGGCCAUUGAAAGCCGGCCUACGCCACUAUGCUAUCUUCAUCUCCUCCAAGGUGGUGGUGCCAUCAACGACGUGCCAGCAGACGCCACCGCGUUUGGGUGCAGAGAUUGGGAUUUUGCAUGUGUGAUCACUGGUGUUUGGCCUCGUGAUCAAGAUGGGAGUAAGCAGGCUACAGCUGCUGUGUGCUGGGUGUAUGAAGUUGCUGAGAGAUUGCUGCCUCUCAGUACUGGCGCCUAUAGUACCGAUCUUGGGCCAGACCCCCGCGAUGCAGCUCUGGCAGCCAAAGCCUUUGGGCCAAACCUUCAGCGACUUGCUCGUCUCAAACAGCGAUGGGACCCCAACAACGUAUUAGCCUAUUCCUACCCACUCCCGGCACCGCCUAAAGAUCCGAAACUCAUCGUCCUCGUCACCGGUGAAAGCGGCGCUGGUAAGGACUUUUGUGCUGGAGUCUGGGUCUCUCUCUUCACCAAGAACAGCAUCACGUCGAGUGUCUCAAGCAUAAGCGAAGCGACUAAACGCGCAUAUGCCACAGCCAGUGGUGCUGACUUGAACCGCCUCCUUGAAGAUCGUGACUACAAGGAGCAGCACCGAACGGCAUUGACGACGUUCUUCCAAAACCAAGUUAACGAACGGCCUCAACUCCCACGGGAACAUUUCCUUGAGGUGGUGCAUGGUGCAGAUUCCGAUGUAUUGUUCAUCACGGGCAUGAGAGACAAGACGCCUGUAGUGGCAUUCUCCCACUUGGUGCCUGGUAGCAAGCUUUUGGAGGUCAGAAUCGAGGCCAGUGAGAAGAUUCGACGGGUCCGCCGGGGAUUGGAGACGAGCGGUGACACUGAUGAGAGAGCUGAGAAGCACACGCCCAGCAUCACGAUCUCUAACAAUGCAGAAGGGAAGUCUGCUGCGAUAGCCGCUUUUAGUAGGCACUUGCUGCCCCUCAUGCUUCCAUCCCUCCAACGUCUGAGAGACAUAGUCCGCCAGAUCACUGACUUUCCAAAGACUGACAUCAACUUUCGUCAUAUCCUUGGAGUCUCCCAGACCCGUGGUGGAUUAUCGCUCUGCACAUCUCUUCUACAGACACAUUUCACUGGUGGUUGGUCGCAAAUCUCGUCGAUUGUGUGCGUUGAGACUGGUGGUUUCAUCUUUGCUUCUGCACUGGCGUUGAAAGUGGAUGUCCCGCUCGCUCUGGUGCGUGAGAGGGGCAAGCUGCCACCGCCAGUUGUUUCCAUGGCCAAGGACGUGUCGCAUAUCUCAGGUAUAGCUGGAAAUAAGGAGCCUAAUGAGGUCAUGAUUGAAAUGGAGGUCGGUGUCAUCCCCAAGGGCGGAAAGGUGGUAGUGGUGGACGAUGUGCUCGCUACUGGAAAGACACUUUGUGCGGUACUCAAAUUAUUGAUCAAAGCUGGGGUGGAGAUGAAGAAUAUUUCUGUGAUGGUUGUGGCCGAGCUUCCGUUUCACAAGGGCAGAGAGUUGUUGUACAAUGAAGGUUUUGGCAGCGUCAGCAUUCAGAGUCUACUGGUUUUUGGGGGUGCUUAG